Molecule: messenger RNA, 930 nt
Organism: Plasmodium cynomolgi strain B
Lineage: Eukaryota; Apicomplexa; Aconoidasida; Haemosporida; Plasmodiidae
Product: CYIR protein
Exons: 2
Coding region: 1-930 (309 amino acids)
Source: RefSeq, a predicted model, not a curated record
AUGUCAUCGUCAUCUGGAUCAACAGAUUUUUCAUUUUUGUUCCGUAAGUCUUCAAAAGAAUUGUACUCAGAAAAAUUUUAUGAUGCUAUGGAAAUGGAAUCUGACGACUUACAUAAAUAUAAUGAUAAAUGUAAUGAAAUAUUGGUAAGAGGACCUAAUGUUCGAGUGAUACCGAUUUGUAAAAAAUAUCUAAGGUUUUUAGAUACAUCUAAAUCGUGGAGUGGUCUAUUUUCUGUAUACGAUGUUUCCUUACUUUUAAAUUAUUGGAUAUAUGAGAAAUUAAUUGGCAUUUAUGGCGAUAAAAAUAGUAGUUAUAUUACAUUUGGUUUUAGUGCUCUCCAGUUGAUAUGGGGUUAUUAUGAUUCUAAACGAGAACAUGAUCCAUACUAUAAAAAAUGUAAGCCUGAUCUCAAUAUUGUUAAUCACGAGGAUUGGGAAAAUAGGAAAAAAUUGUACGAUUUUUAUGUUGACUUUGAUAAACUUUUCGGAAGUGGUAGCACAUAUGAUAGCGUAUGCAAAGAAUAUUAUCGAAAAAUAAAAGAAAUGAUUUCAGUAUGUACAUACUUUAAGGGAAAAUGUUUAACAUCUGGAACAUACAGCUGUCCAGAUAACUUUAAUAAAUGCGAGGAGAAGAAUCUUGAGAUUGAGUUAAAAAAAUUACCAUGUCAUGUUACAAUUAAUGGUGGAAGAGAUUCCAGUUCAGAGGUUAGUUCUUCGUAUAAACCUCCAGACCCCGAAGAACCACCUCAAGACUCUGCAGAUGGUCUUGCAGCCGAAUCUAAUACCCAAUUAUAUAGUGUAAAUUCCGGAAUUGGAACAAAAGUUACUAAUUCAGUUCUGGGUGCAGCUCCAGUUUUAUUAAGUGCCACUAUGCUAUAUAAAGUAUUAAUAUAUUUUGUAAACAUAUAUCAUUAUAGUACGGACAUGUAA